Messenger RNA from Miniopterus natalensis, 2298 nucleotides. NCBI's taxonomy places the organism in Eukaryota, Metazoa, Chordata, Mammalia, Chiroptera, Miniopteridae. The record is from RefSeq and is a predicted model, not a curated record.
UACCUAGCAAUUGGGAGAUGCUGCGAGGCCCAGCCAAACGGUUGGAAAGUGCUUUCUCUGAGCCGGAGAAACCCGAACUGACGGAUCCCAGGCAGAGGCGAAUCCUAGUCUCCCUUUUAACCCUCAGGAGCCUUUGGCCCCAACCCAAUCAUGACGUCGCCCCUGUGCUGGGCGGCCGCCGCCAACCGCCUGCCUUCUCAGGACCAGAUGUCGACUACUUCCAAGGCCAAGAUCAACCAAGAUCAGACCAAAAGCCGCCACCCUAGAGGCAAGGGCGCGGCACAGGCCUGGCCUCCACUCCAUUCCCAGGGACCCAUCUAUGCCAGCGGGGGGAAGUCGGCUGUGCUCGCGCAGGUGGCUGAGUUACAAAAGAAGAUACAACUUUUAGAAAGUGAUCAGAAGGCCUUUUAUGAGAGCACCCAGUGGAACAUCAAGAAGAAUCAGGAAACCAUCAACCAGCUACAUGAGGAGACCAGGAUGCUGCAACUACAGCUGACGGACCUGCUCCAGGGAGAUGAGAAAGUGGUCCAGGCAGUGAUUCGAGAAUGGAAGUCAGAGAAGCCAUACCUGAAGAACAGGACAGGACAGCAGGCCCUGGAGUACCUGGACCACCGGCUGAGUGAGAAGGUAAAACAGCGAAAUGCUCUGCGGCACCAGGUGGGGUUGCAGCAGAAGUGGCUGGGGGAGCUUCAGCUGCAGCACAGCCUGCGCGAGCUAGAGAUGGCGGAGGUGCAAGAUGGCAACACUGAGGUGGCUAAGACCUUGCGGAACCUGGAGAACCGCCUGGAGAAGGCCCGGAUGAAGGCGGAUGAGGCGGAACACAUCACCAAUGUGUACCUGCAGCUCAAGGACUAUCUACAGGAAGAGAGCCUUCACUUGGAGAACCGUCUGGACUCCAUGGAGGCUGAAGUGGUGAAGACAAAACAUGAGCUGGAGGAACUGCAUGUGGUGAACCAGGAGGCACUCAAUGCCCGGGACAUUGCCAAGAAUCAGCUGCAAUAUCUGGAGGAGACUGUGUUUCUAGAGCGCAAGAAGCGUGAGCACUUCAUAACCGAGUGCAAGAAACUCUCGGAGGAGAGAAAACUGCAGAACGAACGCAUGGAGCGCAAGACCCAACGUGAGCACUUGCUGCUGCAGUCCGAAGAUACUAUACAGGAUGGCCUACAGGCCAAGGAGGAGGAGCUUCAGCAGCGCUGGAGCAUGUACCAGGUGGAGGUGCUCUUCGGCAAGGUCAAGGAUGCCACCGGUGUGGCCGAAGCACAUGUGGUGGUGCGGCGGUUCCUGGCGCAGGGUGACACCUUCACGCAGUUGGAGACUCUCAAGAGUGAGAACAUGCAGCUGCUGCUGAGGCUGAAGGAAGAGAAGCAGCGGCUGCAGCAGGAGCUUGAAAACCUCAAGUACUCGGGGGAGGCCAUGCUAGUGAGUGAACAGAAGUUUCAGGCGAAGUUGCAGGGUGGCCUUAAUGCAGAGGAGCAGCGCAGGGCUGAGGCCAAGGGCCAGCUGGAGCAGGCUAUGCGGACAAUGCAAACCCUGAAGGAGGGCCUGGAGCACCUGGCAGGCAAGCUGAACCAUGUCACAGUGAGCAGCCAGGUCGGUGAGGAAGCCCUGCUCGGUACCUCCCAGGACCUAAGAGACAGCGCAGCACCUCAGGUAGGGUUUCUGCCCCAUAGCCCACUGAAAGGAACCCACCCCAUGCCCUAUCCAGGACGUCAGAAGACUGCCUACAAGGGAGUCCCUACCCCACAUUCCUGGGGUAACCCCUUACUCCUUAAGUGGCCCAAGACUUCAGGGACCCUGUGCUGCCUCAAGUCCCGCCCCCAGAGGAAAGUCCCACCUUGCCCCGCUGCAAUCCUGGAGCAGCCCCAGACAGGAGAAUUCUACUCCAGUCUAGAGGGAAAGCUGCCCAUGUACAACACCCGCAUCAGCCUGCCCCUUGCCCGUCCCAAGGACAAGUUCUUUGACGAAGAGGAGUCCCAGGACGAAGACAACGACGUGGUGACUCGCGCGGAGCUCAAGAUCCGUUCCCAGAAAUUAAUCGAAUCCCGAAACAAGAAGCGCAGUCGCUCUCGGAGGUCCUAGACUCGCCCCCGGGCCCACCUGGCGCCUCCAGGCCCCCGCGGAGCUCCCAACCCCUCGGGGCCCAGCCACCGGCUCUCGGGGCCUCUCCAAGGGCUGAGCGCGGCCCGGACUGGGGAGCAGAGCCGGCCGUCGGCGCGUAAUAAAUAUCCCCAGGCGGCCGCGCCGGCCUCGGAAUCACAAAAUAAAGGUCACGGACCAGCCUCCUGGUAUUUGCCUCUC